Tarenaya hassleriana is the source of this 1066-nucleotide messenger RNA. Its product is annotated as B-cell receptor-associated protein 31. Gene Ontology annotation, cellular component: endoplasmic reticulum; endoplasmic reticulum membrane. The coding region runs from base 392 to 1051 and encodes 219 amino acids. The record is from RefSeq and is a predicted model, not a curated record. Gene Ontology annotation, biological process: endoplasmic reticulum to Golgi vesicle-mediated transport; intracellular protein transport. The transcript has 2 exons. Lineage: Eukaryota; Viridiplantae; Streptophyta; Magnoliopsida; Brassicales; Cleomaceae.
CUCUAUUAGGUUAAAUUAAACACUAACAUGCAUCACUUCUCCUUUACGCUUUCCUUCUGAACCCACGGAUCUCCUUUUCCGCAGGAUUUUCAUUUCCACCGGAAAACCCAUCCAUAACCUCUUCUUAUUUCUCUUAGAUCCUUGUCUGUUUGAUGAUUUCUUGGUGGUAUCAAGAAAAGAUGAUCAGUUUCUAGCUACCGAUUCCUUGAGAAAAAGCAAAUGGGUUUCAGAGAACACGCUUGUUUCUCUUCAUUCUUGUGUUUUCCGAUCUGGGUUUCGGCUUUCGGUUCUGUAGAUUGAUACCCAAUUAGAAAUAAAAGCAAGAAUUUAGGGUUUUGGCUUUGCGUUGGCGUGAAUUCUGGUAAAGCUGCGAACUUUGGGGGUUAUCGGAAUGAUUCAGCUGCUAUUUCUGGUCCUGUUCGUAGAGGGUGCGAUUGCAUUCCUAAUGCUGGUGAAGAUUGGUCCUUUAAGAGAGCUUGUCAUGAAGAGCUUGGACCAGCUAAAGAUGGGGAAGGGCCCUGCGACUGUGAAAACCAUCGCUGGAACCAUGUCUGUGAUUCUUUUGUCGACUCUCAUGAGCAUCGUCAAGAUCCAGAACAAGGGUGCCAAACUCGGUACCAUGUCUCCCAUGGAUCAAGUGCUUUGGAGAACCCACUUGCUCGAGGCUUCUUUGAUGGGUGUUGUUCUCUUCCUCGGUUUCGUAAUCGACCGGAUGCAUCACUACCUCACAAAGCUACUGUAUUUAAGAAGCAACAUCGGUAUGUCGAAAGAGGAGCUCGAGAAGCUUCAGAAGGAGAGAACCGAGCUCAAGGAGAAAGAAGAGAAGGCAUCUAAGGAAAUGAAGCAGCUACAGGAGAAACUGUCAUCGCUGUCUCAAAACCUCGAAAAGCUGGAAGCCGAAUCCAAAGAUAAAGAUAAGAAGCUCGAAACCGCUGAAGCCCACGUCUCGGCUCUGCAGAAACAGUCUGCGGAGCUGUUGCUGGAGUAUGAUAGAUUGCUUGAAGACAACCAGAAUCUCCAAACCCAGAUUUUGGGUGGAAACAAGAGCUGAUGAAGAACAACAACA